Molecule: messenger RNA, 453 nt
Organism: Fraxinus pennsylvanica
Lineage: Eukaryota; Viridiplantae; Streptophyta; Magnoliopsida; Lamiales; Oleaceae
Source: the annotation of a GenBank genome assembly
AUGGUUGUGGUGGCUGGUUGGUGUUGGUGGCAACGCCGUGGUGGCGGCGAUGACUAUGAUGACGAUAUGUUUUGUUGGAUCUGGCUCAAGGAAAUUGACCAGGAGUUGUUUGUAGGAGGUUCUAAGGAGGCUGCCGUCAACGGGAUUGUGAUGGCGCUGUUAAGCUGUGUUGAUGGUGGUUAUGGUGCAGGCAUGGAACGCGUUUUUAUUGCCAUCAAGCCAGAUGGAGUGCAGAGAGGACUGAUUUCGGAAAUCAUAUCUCGCUUUGAGCGCAAAGGGCUGCAGCAAUUCCGAAAGCUAAAAAAACGUCCUCCUCCAAUUUCAUCUUCAUCCACACCCCCUAUAUCCCCAAGCAAUCCACCACCAUCAUGGCGAGGCGUCCUAUCCCAACCCCCUCCACCACUGCCCCGGCACAACCCCAUCCCAAAACCACCCACUCCAGAAAUGAAUUAG